This is a messenger RNA of Beauveria bassiana ARSEF 2860, 2622 nucleotides long. Its product is annotated as fungal specific transcription factor. The record is from RefSeq and is a predicted model, not a curated record. Gene Ontology annotation, biological process: DNA-templated transcription; regulation of DNA-templated transcription. The transcript has 5 exons. Lineage: Eukaryota; Fungi; Ascomycota; Sordariomycetes; Hypocreales; Cordycipitaceae. Bases 1 to 2622 code for a protein of 873 amino acids. Gene Ontology annotation, molecular function: DNA-binding transcription factor activity, RNA polymerase II-specific; zinc ion binding; DNA binding. Gene Ontology annotation, cellular component: nucleus.
AUGGCCGAUUCGCAAUUCCCGGGGUCCAACAAGGUUGCCAUUCCACGACCCCAAGUCGGCAUCGAGAGGCUGCUUCCUCGCCGCCAGACAAAUGAGCCCCGCGAAUCUAUGAACUGCAAAUCCUGUCGCAAAAGAAAGAUUAAAUGCAACAGACUGCGACCAUCUUGUGAAGCAUGCCAGCUGUUCCAAUGCCCCUGUAUAUAUGACGCCGUACCGAAGAAACGAGGACCAAAGACCGAUGUUCUAGAAGCACUGCUUAAGCGCGUCGACGGUCUUGAGGCCAAGCUGAAAGAGAAGAAUGCGGAAGAUGGCACAGAUACCGGCGCCGAGUCGUCAGAGGUCCAGAGCGCCGAAAUCGAAGAAGCAGGCUGUUCAGAAACUCACGAACCACCGUCGAAGCGCAUUGCUAAAGCACUAGAAAAGUCUCCCUCCGGAAGCGUCGAGCCUGUGUUCGCGACGUCGCGGCAAUCUUCUGCCGACCAGUCGGCCACUGGCAAUGCUACUGUACCGAUUGAGACUCUCAUCAAUGCAUACUUUGAGACAGCACAUGGCAAACCCUUUUUUAUUCUCGACGAAGCUACGGUUCGUCAACGUAUUCAACUCAAGCAGCUACCACAAUACCUCGUCGAUGCUAUAUUUUCUGUUCAUCCAAACGGCCACUUGGCAGCUGCUCAGCUGAGUCUGGAUCUGGCUACCCGCGCGCGUCAGGCCAUCGACAUUGACGAGGUAUCAGUGGAAGCAACACAGUCGUUGCUCUUAAUAUGCCUCACAUUCAUCAUGGCAGGCAAGGGCGCUAAGGCAUACAUGGUACUGACAAAUGCUAUUGCCAUGGCGCUUGGUCUCGAACUACACAGAGAAACGGACUCCCAAAUCCGAAUCACCACGCAGAUGGAGCGCGAAACGCGACGCAGGCUAUUCUGGACCUGUUACCUUCUGGACAGAUUACUAGCAUGUGGCUCGAAACGACCUGGUCUUAUUAGCGAUGAUGCCAUAAUCCUUCGGCUCCCUUCAUGGACGUCUAAUCCUUGCUCAGCACACAUCGAAGGAGAAUUCUUUGACUGUGGCUCAAACCUGCGGUAUUUGCAAGGAAGUGGAACAAAGUCCCAGGGCAGCAGCGGCAUGUUCAUUGACAUUUGUCGCAUCCUCGGCAUUACAAGUAAAUAUCUUGCGGCUGGGGGUGUCAAGGGGGAUUCGCAUUUUCCUUGGCAUGCACUUUCAGGCUUGUCCAAAAUUCGACAUGAACUCGACACUUGGGCCUCUGGGACGAAUAAUGCCUUUGCUACUGUUGAUUCACUCUUUGGCCAGUCUGAUGCUACAGUUCUCUUUAUGAGCAAGAUGCUCUACCAUCUUAUCCACUGCCUGAUUUACCGUCCAUUUCUUCCUAUCGAUCUUGCCGAGCUCUCUGGAAAUGGUCAACACCAGUCCUGGCAGAUAGAGGCCACUACCAUGUGCUUUUUACAUGCCAAUGCCGUCACGGAACUUGCAGACCUCGCAAGGCAACUUGGACGCAUCCAGAUGCCAUGCAUGACUGGCUACUGCAUCUUCACCGCAGCAACUGUUCAUGUACAUGGAACUCACUACACCCCGUCGCCUAACAACGGCGACAUGUCCGUCUUUUUGCCCUCUUCGAAUCUCUUGGUGAAAGCAAAGGCAAUGCUUGGUGACUUGCGAUAUAUCUGGGGUGUCGUGGAACAGCAUCGGGAUGAUUUAGAAGCGGUUUGCGCGAUGCACGGAGAUUUAAUCAAGGCGCUCGCUUCCAACUCGAUAAGAUACACGCCAGGUUUCCAGCUUGAAGACUAUUUCGACAGAUAUUCGAGUGUUGGGGGAUUAGAUGGACGUGGCCGUCGAAUGGACGGCGCGAGCCUCGAUCUGAAGAAUGUUCCAACAGCUUUCAUGGCUGAUCCCCAUGCCGCCCAAGUUCUCCGUGGCAUACCACAGCAGUCAGCUCUCAAGCGCAAGAAUACGGGCACAUUAAGCCAAAGUCGAACAGAAAUGAUGCUUAUAUCGCCGACGCCCACUGCUCAAAGUUCUACAUCCUAUCACCACCGAGUGUUGUCUAGCCACUCUGGACAGACAUUGGACGUUUUCCCGCAAAGCGCUGUACAAACACACGGUCACGAAUCUCAAGCACAUCAUAUCAGUACUGUGCGUAGCCCAAUGGAAGAACACCCCUUGACUACCGUUGGAGCCAGCACAGCAGUAAUGGAUGAAUAUUCUUUCUCCACAGCGCCAUCUUCGACGUUGAUCAGCAUGAUGAACCCGCCGGCAUACAAUUCGACACAUGGCCAUAGUGCCCCAAUGGGAAUAAUUGGCAGCCAGACGAUGAUGGGAUCCGAAGUGCCGUCGUAUGACCCCAUGUUUGGCACCAUUCCGACCAGCGCAUAUGAUAGCCCAGUCGUAUGGCACGGAGUCGAUACAAAUGUCCAGCUUGGGAACCAGGCUGGCGCCACUAUACCGAGUCCGGGCACGAAGAGCAACACAGGCAGCAGCGGAACUCAAGUCGAGGAAAAAGACCCGUUUCUGACGCUUCUCGAGCAGCUUGCCGAAAAUGAGCAACGUUUCAAUGAUGGAACAGGGGAGCUUGAUUUCUUCCUCGCCGGAGCCGGUGUUGAGACAUGCUAA